This is a messenger RNA of Protopolystoma xenopodis, 291 nucleotides long. NCBI's taxonomy places the organism in Eukaryota, Metazoa, Platyhelminthes, Monogenea, Polystomatidea, Polystomatidae. The record is from the annotation of a GenBank genome assembly.
ACUGAAGUUGCCGGUAUGGUUUCCCUAAAGCAUAUUUAUGAAAUUGCAAAGCUAAAACAAUCAGAUCCUUCGCUCCAAUCUUUAUCCCUAGAGUCUAUUUGCAAAUCCAUUAUUGGAACUGCUCAUCUCAUGGGUAUACAGGUGCUUUCUAAGGAGCAAAUAGAUUCUAAAGCUGUGGAUUACACUCCGGAAGGUUAUGCACAAUUCCUCGACGAGCGCAAUGAACAGAUUUUGCAACAUCGAAAGGCUUUAGAAGAAAAGAAACAAGCCAAAAUGCUGAGAAUAUCUUGA